This is a messenger RNA of Adelges cooleyi (spruce gall adelgid), 5218 nucleotides long. RefSeq names its product putative autophagy-related protein 11 (gene e(y)3). Lineage: Eukaryota; Metazoa; Arthropoda; Insecta; Hemiptera; Adelgidae. The coding region runs from base 558 to 4817 and encodes 1419 amino acids. The transcript is spliced from 12 exons. Gene Ontology annotation, cellular component: npBAF complex. The record is from RefSeq and is a predicted model, not a curated record.
GUUUGUAAACACACAUCUCAGCGAAUCGGCAAUCCGCUAUCGAUAGUCGGCGAUAUAAAAUAUAUUUUAUAAUUUAUGCUUAAAUCUUAAUACUCAAGUGUAAUAUGUGUUAAGUCACUUAAGACUUGAUUCUUAUGAUAGUAAAUAGUAAUAUGCAAUUCUAUGAUUUCUGUGAUGAUCAUAAUAAUACUAUAAAUCACUGAAAAAAAAUCCAUGUUAAAAGUGUUAAGUAGUGAUACACUAUCGUUUUUAUUUAAAACAAGCUUCGUAGGAGUAUAAACGGGAGAUUAUUUCUGUCGUCACGUUCGUCAUUGGAUUUAAAAAGUUUUGGUCUUGGACUUCAAUCUAUAUUGAUUUCAAGUAAUUUAAACCUGUAGUUGACUCGAUUAUUUUGUAAUUGCUGUAAGACCUAAAUAUUAUGUCAAAACGUUUUCGUUUUAAGUAUUACAUUAUUCAAGCUACAUUAGUGAAGCGCUAUAAGAUUUGAAUAAUUUAUUUUUCAAUAAUUGGAUACUUGUGUAUUAAAAAAACGUAAAAAAAAAAAACAAAUCUUUAUCAUGGAUGAAGAUAAAAAUGGAGUUCUCGAACCAUCUGAUAAACGUAAAAUUGACGAUGACAUUGUUAAUUCUAAACCCAACACUAAAAGAAUCAAACUAGUGCGACCUGUGUUUUCUGCUCUGUCUAAACCAGCUGCUACAUCAAAUGAAACGGCCAAACCUAAUGUAGACUUGUCUGAAUCUUGUAAAACAACCAUUUCAACAGAAAAGCCUUCACAGUUAACCGUAGCUGCAGAAUCAAACGACAUAACUGUCUCCUCGAUCCAACCUGAAUCUAACAAAUCAUCAGAUACGAAUGAAGUCACUUUGAUUGAAGACGAAAAAAUUAAGUAUGAUAAGGAUUUAGAAGAUUUAAAAGGAUUUAGUGACGAAACGAAAAAACAAUUAGAGCAAUUAAAGAAAACAAUUUUUAAAAUUGAAGAUGAUGGCUCAUCUUCAGAAAAUGAUGGUCAACCAAAACGUCCAAGAUUAAAACGACCUACAUUUAUUUUAUCAACCACUGAAAAAAAGGAACCUUGUGAUGACAUCAAUGAGAGUAAAACUGAAAUUAUUUCUAACCCCAUCACGGCAAGUAGUAAGGAAAUAGAAAAAACUUCAAUUAAAGGUUCAAAUGAUGAAAAAAUAAAAGAAAUAAAUAAUGACAAACUAUCAAAUUCAAUAACAGCUAAUGAAGUAAAUGUAAACAAUUUAUCAGAAAAAUUUUGUAUGACUGAAUCAAAACCUGUUGUGGACAAUGAAAUGCAUCCAGAAACAGUAAUCUUGAGUAAUGUCAAAGAACAUACAGACGCCAAAAAUAAUCAAGUAAGUACUGAUGCCGAAAGGGAUAUCAAGAAAGUAGAUGAAAUAGUUGAUAAAGUAAAAAUAUAUGAUAAAAAAAUUGAAGUUGAAUGUAUCAAUGAUACAGUUGAGGAUGAACUUCCAAAAGAAAAGAAAAAAUUAGUUGAAGUAGUUAAAAAAAAUAUUGUUAAGAUUGAAGCAUCUAAUCAAGUUACACACGAAAAUGUAGACUGCGAUGAAAAGUUAAAUGAAAUAAUUGACGAGGAAAUUUCAGAACAAAAAGAUAUUACUUUCAAGACGGGUGAAAAAAAUAAAAUUGAUAAGAUAGUUAGUAAUAUGGAAGAAGAAGAUGAAAAUGAGUGUGAAAUCACACAUAUUGAAAAUAAUCAUCAAGAAAAACAUAUAUUUACUACAGAAGAUAAGGUUUCAGACGAUACAACUCAUUUACUAAAUGUUUCCAAUGAUAUAAUAGAAAAGCAAGAAGUUACACAAUCUUCUAUUAAGGAUGAAAAUAAAUGCAAAAUUAAUAAAAAUAAUUUACUAACAAAACAAACUGAAAUAAAUAUGAAGAUGGAAGUAGAAGAACAGUGCGAGGAAAAUAAAUCGGAGCUUUAUAUGACAUCUGACAUUCUUAAAGCAGCUCUUACAUCAAAAAAGUUACUUGAGCCAGUACAAAAUACAUCUAAAGUUUGCGAUAUAAAGUUUGAAGAAGAACUCAAGACAGUCAAAAAUGAUAACUCUGACAUUUUGCCAAAAAUUGGUGAAGAAGCUAUUAUUAAUAAAAUUGAAAUCAGCCUUACUAAUAUAACAAAAUCACAACCUUUGAAUCUAAAUAUUUUGCCAGUCGCACAUAUAAACAAUAAGGCAUCAAGUUCUAGUUCUUUAAAUGAAAUUGACAAAAAUAGUGAACCUCCAAAAUGGGGCUCAGCUAAAAUGAAUGAAGUGGAAAAGUUUUUAAACGAUUCAAAUGUUACUAUAACACCAAUUUCUACAUCUCCAGAGAAGCCUAAACUCAAUAAAAUAACAUUAAAAUUACCUAAAGUUGGAAAUCCAGAGAUUAAGUCUGACAAUAAAGUUCGUCCAGAUGUGAAAUCUGAACUAUUAAAAAAAAUUACCAAUAAACAAAUAUCUGUUGGGGAUAGUCCAUUGAAAAAUGCUCUUUCUCAACCCUCAAAGCCUUUUAGUGAUUUUGCCACUAUAAAACCUUCUUCUAAGCCCAGUGCUGAAGAAAUUGCAUUAUUAGAACAACAGAUUUUAAACACUCCCAAAAAAAGAGGAAGACCAUCAAAAUUGCUUGCCCAACAAAAACAACUUUUGUUGCAGUAUCAGAUGCAACAACAACACACUCCUGAAGGAAUUGAAGAUGUGAAAAGAAACGAAGAUGAUAAUGUAUUUCAUGUACCUUUGUUUGAUAUGGAUACUAUGAGUAGUGGUAAUAUGUUUGAUUCGUUUGAAGCUUCAACUCCAAAACGAGGUAAAAGUAACAUUAGAGGCAGGGGUAGAGGUAGAGGUCGAGGAGGCCGUGAACGACGGGGACGAGAAGAAACUGAUAUUGAUAAUCAGUCAAAUCGGCAUCAAGUAGAAAUUGAAGAAAACAUUUUUAGUGAAGAAAUGAUUCAAGACGAAGAAACUAAACAAGUAGCCAAGAUGGAAGCUGAACGUGUUCGCAAGGAAGAAGAACGUGAGAGAAAACUUGAGGCAAGAAAAAGGAAAUUAAAAGAGCGAAAUGAUUUAUUAAAAGAAAAAAAGUUAAGAAAAAAAAGAAAAGCUGAAGAAAGAAGACUUCAGUGGCAUGAAAAAAAGAGAUUGAUGCAAGAAGAAAAAGCAAGACAAGCAGAAAUGAAAAAGUCUUUGCCACCUCCCCAGAACUUUGAUGAUGAAACACGUAUGAGUGCUGAUAUCAGUUUGACACAGACACCGUCUAGAAAUUUUAUAAUGGGAGAAGAUGAUCUGUCUAUAAGUGGUACUACAAAUGAUAGUAUUCGAUUGAAAAAAGGAAGAAUGGAAGUCAUUGAUCUUGAAAGUAAUAAAACAUUGACUGUUGAUCAAAUUGCCGAAUACCAAUGGCCUUUAGAAGGUGGAGAGUUGUGCAUGAUUCAAGAACAGAUAUCUAAUUUCUUGGGUGUAAAAUCGUUUAAAAGAAAAUACCCAUUACUUAAACGUAGAAACGUGGAAGCCGAGGAAAGAACAUUUCUAUGUGAUAGUGGACUUGUUGCAGAAACUCUCUGCGAUUUAGGUUUAACAGUUUUAUACAGUUCUGAAGUACUAGACGUUAUGUACGUUGAUUUUCCAGAAAAAUACGAAGAAUUACGGGAAUACAUGAGAGUAAAACACGCUAAAGAACUAUCUAAUCGACAAAAAGCAUUAGUGUCUUUUAAUAUAUCGACUGCUGAUGGAUCAAAAUUGGAUUUACGUGAUCGAGCAAUGGAGGCUGCAGCCAACUGGAAUGCCAAUUUUAAUAAGUCCCGUUCAGAAUCAAGAAAAUGCACAAUGGAUAUGCAAUCUUUUAUUGUACAUUAUCCAAAAAAUAAAUGUAAAAAGAUGGCCAAACCAAAACAAAAAAUUGGCGAUUAUCCUUUGGCAUUACUACCUGGACAAUUCUGUGACUACUACGCCACGUAUUCUAAUCAAGAACUACGUUAUUUACCAAUAAACACAGUUAUGUAUGGUCCUCUAAAGGUAGUGGACAAAGAUUUUCCUAUAUCUUUGAGCAGUCAGUCGGAAUCAGAUGACAGUUCAUCAGACGACUCAAGUGACAGUGAUGAAUCAGUUGACGUGAACAAUAAAUUGACAAAGAACGAUUAUGAAAUGGGACCAAGCGAUAGAAAAGGAGCAGAAUGUAAGCUAUGUAUUGGCAAUUCCGAAAAGAAUAGUAAAGGAACCACCGAACCAUUAAUUCAUUGCUCGAAAUGUUUAUCGAUAUAUCAUCCAACAUGCUUGGAAAUGUCUUUGGAAAUGAUACCACAUAUAAAACGCUACAAUUGGCAGUGCAACGAUUGUAAGUCUUGUGCUCAGUGCAAAGAGGCAGCAGAUGAAGAUAAAAUGCUGUUCUGUGACCUUUGUGAUAGAGGGUAUCAUAUAUAUUGUGUUGGACUUCGUAAAGUUCCAGAAGGUAGAUGGCAUUGUCAAGAAUGUGCUAUGUGCAGCUCGUGUGGCAUUACCGAUCCCGGUCCAGGAGAUUCUAAAUGGUUUUAUGAGUUUAAGAAGGUAGAGAAAAGUGGAACGAAGAUGUACAGCCGCACAUUAUGUACUCCUUGUUCCAGGUUGUGGAAAAAAGGCCAUUACUGCCCUAACUGCAUGCGUUGCUAUUCUAUGAAAAACAUCGAAAGCAUGACACAAUGUAACAGUUGCGAUAGAUACUUACACACAGAAUGUAUCAACAAAAAUGAUUUAAGCAGCCAAGAAGUAUACUGCACCUUGUGUGAAGAAAAAGCUGUGUCCAGGCUCCUCACUACCGUGCCUAGAUCUUUAAUUAAAGUCUGAAAAAAGUCAUAGUUUGUUAAGCUUAAUUAUACAUGCGUGAAAGUAUUAUAUGAAUUAAACUAAAUUUUAUGAAUUUAAAACGCAUGCAUCUAACUAUCUUUUGCUUUUUUUUUAACUUAUAACCCUCAAUUUUUAUAUACUUAUUAUUGCAUUAUAUAUAUUUUUUUUUUCACAUUUUAUGAACAAUAAAUAUUUGUUUGUAUUAUGUAAUCAAUGCACAUUAAAAUUAUCAAUCGGACAUAAAAUAAUUGUAAAAGUUAUAUUUUCAUUAGUUAAUAUAAUAAAAAUAGAAUUUAAAAUUGUAAACAAAUUUGUAAUUUCAUUUUUUGUUUUUUAAGCAUGAACUUUGUAGAAUAUUUGUAGAAAAAUGUAUCGGUUUUAAUAAAAAUAUUCUUAGCGAA